Chara braunii is the source of this 3831-nucleotide messenger RNA. The record is from the annotation of a GenBank genome assembly. NCBI's taxonomy places the organism in Eukaryota, Viridiplantae, Streptophyta, Charophyceae, Charales, Characeae.
CCACACAUGGUAGCCGUUGGCUGAGGGGGUGGAGCGCGGAGGGCUGAGCGUCGGCGGGUGGUUGCCCGUACUGGACCGUUCGGUCGCUUGCGAGAUGCGGAGUCGGACGUCGACGUGCGCAGGACAACAGACGGAGCCGCUUCGGGCAGUGCGCACCUCAACGGUCGAAUUUCAAAAGGAAGGCGGGCGUGUUCGUCGUCUUCUGUGGUGGUUGUCCGCAUAUGAAGGUCGAGUGCCCCUGUCGCGGGCAUGUCGGAACACACAUCUGCAGUGGUCACGUGCAAGGGCGGUUGCAGAGGUGAAUUUCAUGGCUGACGUGCGGAGGAGAUUGCCUCUGCUGGUACUCGCUGUCGUCGUCUCCCUGAUUGUCGUCUUCCUCAACGUGUGUUUUUCGUGGCGGCCGUGGAAACAACAACGCAAGAGGAGGGCUUCGACGAGACGGGCGGCAGGCGAACGUCUAAUGGCGGGCAUGCAGGCACGACAGGCUGCUGCCGCAAGUCAGGGAGGAGUUCGAUCUUCUGCGGCGGAGCCUCGAAGGCGGUACGACCCAUCCAUGUACACCCAUCUGGAGUUGUGGAACACGUCAUUGCCCCCGUCGGACGAGGAGCCGGAGAAGGAAGAACUUUCGACGUUGCCUCUUGCUAGCAUCUCGACUCAGUUGUGGUCGCAGACGGUGCGAGCAGGCGGGUCGGCUCCCGACGGAGGGGGCGAGUUCACGUCAUUGCUCCAUCAAGGCUUGCGGGACGACGGCGGCGGAGGAGUUGAUCUGAGGUUUGUGUCGUGUUCUGGCGGCGGAAGGGAGGCGAGUCGCACGUUCAUCAUCGACGGAGAUCGUUCGGCACGUGGCGUUGAGCAUGGUGGAAGUCUGCAUACGGAGCAGUCCACACUUUUGAGGGACGAGGGAACGUGCAGAGCGCCGGUACGUCCACGAUCCACUGUGGAGAACAUAACACGUGGAGUGUCGAACAUGCGGGCACACAGCGAUGCAGGCGAAAACGACGUUGGCUUCGGUGACGACGCAGACGAAGGGAUGAGGGAAGACGUGGAAGCGGGGGAUGACGACGACGACGUUCCAAUUCGGCCUUUGGGGAAGACGGCUAGGAGGGGGAAAGGACGUGGCAGAGGUGGUGUCCGUGGUCGAUCCGUUGGCCGUGGAGGCAGAGGCGGCGUAACUGACGACGCCGGGAAGUCUCCGACAUAUGCACCUCGCCGGCUUGUCUCACAAUUACGGGCGGAUGAAGACGAAAGAGUGGAAGUGGGAGGACAUGUCGAAGCGGAUGGCGAAUGCGGGGAGGCCGAAGACGCCGACAACUGCAUGAAGAAGUGGGACAAUCUGUUCCAGAACUACAAGAAAAUUCAGAGGUUUCAGAAUGCCAGCGGGCGGCCAAAUUUUUUCAGGCUGACGAACGAAGAGAGGAAGGAGCACAACUUCAAGUUCUGGAUGGACAGGGCACUGUACAACGAGAUCCACGCAGGCAUGGUGGGGAACCACACGAUUUUCCCUCCCAACGUUGCCGACACCGGCAGUCUGGAUGGGGUGCAGCUGCCCAGGCGAGGAGCGGGUGGCGGGGAGUCUGUUUGUAGUGAGGCGGCCGGUGAAGGCUGCCCUGACGAGCGUUCUUCUGCGAGGGAGUCUGACAACAACGCAGGCAGCGGGGCGGGAGGCGGGAAGCGGAGGAACGCGCGUCAGCAGGCAUUCGAGUCCAUCUCUGAUGUCAUGGAACGCCAUGGCGCACUGAUGUCGUCGACGAUCGAAUCGUCUAGCAAGCGGCAAUGCAGCAUCUCCACGAGGCAAUGCGACAUAUUGGAGCAGGAAGUUGCCGUCCAAAACGCGCACUAUGCGUCGUCCGAUGAGACGCAGAGGAUGAUGUGCCAAGCACUGUUCGAGAUCGCUGCCGCCAUCCGUGGUUGGUCGCAGCCGGCGGAAGAGGACAACGACGAUGAUUUCAUGACGGAGGACGAUCAAGGCGAGGGGACGGCGUCUGCAGGACGGGAGAGUGCCAGGCAGCGUACUCCGGAUCAGAGCGCUUCGAAGAGGAUGUCAACCCCUCCGCCGGAGGCGCAGCAGCUGCGUGUCCGCGAAACGUGGAAAGAGAAGGGUGCUGUGGUGGACCUUGGCGGCGAAGACGACGAGCCUUUGGAGAGACGUCGCCUGCGCAUUGCGACACAAGCGACCACAACGGCGGUGUCGACGGCUCGCGCUGCGGACGACGAAAGGCCGAUCACAGGUGCAGUGCCCUGGACGCCGUCUCAGCCGCAUCAGUGCAACAACGGUGGUGACGGUGCGUCUCGCCAACGAGGUGGUGGUGGGGGAGUCGUGGCAGACGCGCGUGCAGCAGGAGGGGAGGCGGCAGGUGGCGCGGGUGUGGCUGAUGCAGGUGUUGUCCCUCCCGUUCCGGCGGCGAGAGAGGAGGUUGCAGUUCCGGCGAUGGUGAGAGAGGAGGGUCGUGGACAGAACACGAACCAACGUGAUGGCGGCGAGGCCGGUUCAAGCCGGGCACACAGGGGAGUAAUGACGAAUGAACUUAUCGACCGUGCGCUUCUUUGGGUGGAUGACAAAUCUUUCUGGACGACGGGUGAAGGGCGCAGACUCUACAACAUCGUCCACGGAACCAAGGAGUACUUCGUCGCCAUCGCCAGCGGGCUUCCGCCACCUCAACUUCCGUGGAGCUUUGUCGUCCCCAAAUCCAGCCCGAGGGUGGCGAGGAUCGUAGACCAAUCACAGCUCCAGCAGGCGAUCUCCCGUGCGGUGGCGGUGGAGAAUAUAGCUCUGCGCAUCUUGCACGGCUGGGUUUUCAAGUCCGGGAACCGCCCAAGGGGGUACAACCUUGCGUUCCAGUACUCGUUGGAGUCCGUAGCGACGGACAUUGCGCGUGCAAUGUGGUACGGAGAGGAGUGGCGCAACGUCGUCAGUGCGCCGAUCUGCGCCCACACGAUAAAUCUCAACAUGGACCUUCCACUGCGGUACGCCGGCGCGAAUAUCGAGGACAAACCCGAGGACGACGACAUGGCUGCGUAUCAGGAGUCCACCGUCAUCAUCAUCGCGCAUUCGUUCCGCGCGGCGGUGGAAAUGGGCGCUCACAUCGACGACGAUUUCAUCUCCUACGAGCGUCUGUGUCGGGUGGCUGAUUGCUUGAGGCUGUUGCUGGCGGCGUCCAUGUGGAUUAUGCGCAUGGCGGGAGACGAUCCACGCAGUCACUACAAAGCGUUUUGCUUCGUGGAUCUCGUCGCCAGGCCGACACUAAUCGCCUCCAUGCAUCGGUCCUUCGAUCAUCGACGAUCCGUCGUCCGCGCCGCGAACGUCGUCACGGAGAGGCUUGGGAAGGCGAAAGUCACGCUCGGAGUGUACCCCGACUACAUCCCUGAUUGGGCACCAUGCGGCAUCGGAUUUGCGCACGACGCGACCAUCAAGGGGCCGGAGGAUGCGAAGAGGCUGGAUUGGUUGGGUUGGGCCCCGCCGAUGAUGACAUCAAAGGCGAAGGAAAAGACGACGCAUAAGGCAGGCUGGUAUGAGAGGGGAGAGCGGGGAGAUAGCGCUUCUAAGAACGAAGGCGCAUGUACGCGUGGCGAGACGUGACGGGCUGUCGUGUGAUUGGAGUGUCAUGUCGUGCGUGUCAUGCAGUGUCCUUGUCUGCGUUUCACUUGUUCUUGUUCUUCGUAUUGGCUUCACGACAUGCAAUAGACAUGCGAUGAUCACGGAUUGAGAGAAUGCAUGACGGGAUCGUAUAGAAGCUUGUUGUACAUGUCAUCCCACCACAACAACACACGAAACCGGUCAUGGAAACGAAAAUGAAGAUAUGCACCAAAAAAAGAUAAAGAUAAUCAACAUUU